GGUGCCUCCCAUUAUUGAGGACUGAGGACUGAGGAGGUCCAUAACCACAGCCGCCCGCCAGCUUUCCCCUCUCUCAUUCUUCGUCUUUUGAUUUUGUACCCACGGAUGGCCAAGACCAAGAGAGACGGAGGCAGCAGAAUGCGGGGAAUCUGCAUCACCAAGCCUGCAUUUCUCCUGCUCUACGUCUGGAUGCUAGGAGUUGUUUUCCCUGCAAAGAUCCAUGGGAACCCAGCCAACGAUCUCGUGGCGCUGAUAAACGGCAAGAGGGCAGCGAGCAAGCUGCCUGCGCUGCACAACAGCGCCGGCCUGGGGUGCAUGGCGCUGCAGUACAUCGCCGAGUGUAUCGACGACAAGGCGUGCAGCAGCGACAACACGGUGGCGUGCCAGCCCCCCGAGGCCCACAUCACCGAGGUGUACGCCGCCAACUGCGGGGUGGAGCUCCCCACGGUGGACGUCAUCUCCGGCCGCCUCAUCGGCUGCCACCGGGAGCGCGCCGGCCCGGACGACGCGCUGCGGGCCGUGCUGGCCUCAGCCACCGGCAACACCAGCAGCAAGGGCAGCAAGGCAAAUGCCUCCGAGGAGGCGGCGCUUUCCGUGAUCCGCGGCAAGGAGCACACCCAGGUGGGCGCCGGCUUCGACCGGGCGCACCGGCGCGGGCCCUUCUUCUGGUGCCUCCUCUUCAGCAGCGGGAGCGCCAACACCACCUUCGUGCUCGAGAACGCCGGCAGUGGCAUCAAGCAGAACCACGGCUGUUUCAGCGCUCCCGAUCGCCUCUCGUGCAACGCCACGCCACCGCGGCCGAACCGCAGCGGGCUCAUCGUCGCAGCGGCAGCUGUCCUCUUCCAUUUCCAUUUCCUUCUCUCGUAGAGUUAAGCUAAGCCGCUUUGGUGCUGGAUGAUCAGAUCAGAUCAGAACCAGUUGAUGCAUCAAUUAUUGCCAUGUCAUGUGAACCAACAUUCGCACGCCAAGCAACGGAUGAAUGAUUUCCUGGCUUC
This is a messenger RNA of Phragmites australis (common reed), 995 nucleotides long. RefSeq lists its product as uncharacterized. The transcript has 2 exons. Lineage: Eukaryota; Viridiplantae; Streptophyta; Magnoliopsida; Poales; Poaceae. Bases 106 to 867 code for a protein of 253 amino acids. The record is from RefSeq and is a predicted model, not a curated record.